This is a messenger RNA of Toxotes jaculatrix (banded archerfish), 6404 nucleotides long. RefSeq names its product integrin, beta 5 (gene itgb5). Lineage: Eukaryota; Metazoa; Chordata; Actinopteri; Toxotidae. Gene Ontology annotation, cellular component: focal adhesion; cell surface; integrin complex. Bases 501 to 2912 code for a protein of 803 amino acids. The transcript is spliced from 16 exons. Gene Ontology annotation, molecular function: integrin binding. Gene Ontology annotation, biological process: cell migration; integrin-mediated signaling pathway; cell-matrix adhesion. The record is from RefSeq and is a predicted model, not a curated record.
CCGAGCAAGCAACAGUCAAAUCUGGAAAAGAAAAUCCGCGCAGAGAGUUUUUGUGUGUUUAUCUUUUUGUUCCCUCUUCUGGGCGCGACCUUUGUCCUUUUUUGUUUUGUUUGUUUAUUUUAAUUUUGCGUGCAGCGGACAGAGAAGAGCCAUGAAACCGACGCGAAGUUGUGGAGUAGCUGUCAGCUUUGGGUGAAGCCGUCGGGACGUGGAAGGCUGCAGAGGUUCAAGAAGCGGAUCAGCAGGACGGUCUGGGGCGCACUGUAAAACAAUGGAAACUGUCGCCCCUCUUUACGCGGAUCCCUCAGUAUGAGCGGAGAAUAGGCGCCUCGGCCGAGCUGCGAUGGUCUGAACGCACUUUACUGUUGUGGUUUUCACAGAUCAACAGGGGCUCAAUUCAAUGAGAGGUCUGAUGGGAAAGUAAUAAAUCGGCGUGUGCUGCGAACAGAGAUAGAGAUCUGGUAUUUCGCUGGGCGGUGAUAACCACGCUGAGUGACACCAUGUGGACCCCGGGGACGUGGAUGUGGCGAGCGGCUCUGUGCUGCGUGCUUCUGGAAGCGUUAACGCGCACUGCCAGAGGUCUCAACAUGUGUAUGAGUGGCAGUGCAACGUCCUGUGAAGAAUGUCUCCUGAUUCACCCCAGUUGCGCCUGGUGCGCACAAGAGGAUUUUGGGAGGGGGCGGACUCUGACAUCACGGUGCGAUUUUAGUCCAAACCUGCAGAAGAGGGGCUGUGAGGCUCGGUUCAUCGAGUACCCCACCAGCAGCAUCUCAGUCCUGCAGAACAUGCCCCUGAGUUCUAAAGGGUCCGGGUCAACCCAGUACAACGUGGUCCAGAUCAUGCCUCAGAAAAUCUCCCUCAGCUUGCGGCCAGGAGAUCAGACGUGGUUUGGACUGCAGGUGCGGCAGGUGGAGGACUAUCCGGUAGAUCUUUACUACUUGAUGGACCUCUCUCUUUCCAUGAAAGAUGACCUGGACACCAUCCGUAAUCUGGGCACCAAGCUGGCCCAGGAGAUGGGAAAGCUCACCAGCAACUUCAGGCUGGGCUUUGGCUCCUUUGUGGACAAAAACAUGUCCCCAUUCUCCUACACGGCUCCCAAGUAUCAAGAGAAUCCAUGCAAUGGAUACAAACUGUUCCCCAACUGUGUCCCUACCUUCGGUUUCCGCCACAUCCUCUCACUGACGGACAAAGUGGACCGUUUUAAUGAGGAAGUACAGAAGCAGAUGGUAUCUCGCAACCGGGAUGCACCAGAGGGCGGAUUCGACGCCAUCCUACAGGCUGCUGUUUGUAAGGAGAAAAUAGGUUGGAGGAAGGAGGCCUACCACCUGCUGGUGUUUGCCACAGAUGACGUACCUCACCUUGCUCUGGACGGCAGGCUGGGAGGCCUCGUCCAGCCCCACGACGGACAGUGUCACCUCGAUGAGGAGAACGAGUACAGCGCCUCCACUAAGAUGGACUAUCCUUCUCUGGCUCUUCUCGGGGAGAAACUGGCAGAAAAUAACAUCUUUCUCAUCUUUGCAGUCACCAAACGGCUGUACGUUAUUUACAAGAAUUUUACUGCACUCAUACCUGGAACUACAGUUGAAAUCCUGGAUCAGGACUCCAAGAAUGUCAUUCAGCUGAUCAUCACAGCCUACAAUAACAUCCGUUCUAAAGUGGAGUUGACAGUGUGGGACCACCCAGAGGACAUCAGCCUUUCCUUCACCGCAACCUGCCAGGAUGGACAACCUCUGCCAGGCCUCAGGAAGUGUGCUGACUUGAAGAUAGGAGACACUGUUUCUUUCAAUGUGAGUGUGGAGGCAAGGAGCUGUCCUCCCCGCGGCACUGACCAGAGCUUCACCAUCAAGCCGGUGGGGUUCAAGGACCGGCUGGAGGUGGCUGUGAAUUAUCAGUGUGACUGCGGCUGCAGCCGGACAGCACAGACCAACAGCAGCAUCUGCAGCUCCAUAGGCACUUAUCACUGUGGGACUUGUCACUGUGAGCCGGGUUACCUGGGCGCCCGCUGUGAGUGCCAGGAGGGCGAGGCCAGCAGCAUGUACCUCAGCGCCUGCCGGGAAGCCGAAGGCAAGCAGGUCUGCAGCGGGCGCGGAGAGUGCAGCUGUAACCAGUGUCUGUGCUACGAAUCGGAGUUUGGCAAGAUUUACGGCAGCUUCUGCGAGUGCGACGACUUCUCCUGUGCCCGACACAAAGGCAUCCUCUGCUCAGGUCAUGGAGAAUGUCACUGUGGGGAGUGUAAAUGCCAUGCCGGUUACAUUGGCGACAACUGUAACUGCUCCACAGAGACGUCGUCCUGCGUUUCAGAUGACGGGCAGAUGUGCAGCGGACGAGGCAACUGCGUGUGCGGCCGCUGUCAGUGCACUGAGCCGGGCGCUUUCGGAGAUACCUGUGAAAAAUGCCCCACCUGCCCAGACGCCUGUGGCACUAAGAGGGAGUGUAUCGAGUGCCGGCUUUUCAACUCGGGACGACUUGCAGACAACCAGACUUGCCAGCGCCUGUGCAAGGAUGAAAUCAUCACUGUGGAGACCCUGAAAACUGAUGAACCAGGUGCUGUGCUUUGUCUGUAUAAGACAGACAACGAUUGUGUCAUGAAGUUCACAUACUCUGAACACGCCAGCGGACAGUCCAUCCUCACAGCUCUUAAAGAGCCAGAGUGUGGUGGUGGGCCAGAUGCCCUGAUGGUGCUGCUGGCGGUGGUCGGCAGCAUCCUGCUGGUGGGAGUUGUACUGCUCGCUGCUUGGAAGUUGGUCAUCACUAUUCACGACCGGCGGGAGUUUGCACGCUUCCAGAGCGCACGCUCACGUGCCCGAUACGAGAUGGCCUCCAACCCUCUGUACAAGCAGCCUGUCUCUACACAUUUUGUAGAAACAGAUUUCAACAUGUAUGGGAAGUCCUACAACGGAGGGGUCCACUGAUCCCUCAGCACAGGGCACGGCAGGACCGGUCCAGCAAACAGAUCCCUGGAGGACGGGGCCGAGGUGGAUGGUGGACUGAACACACUCGUCCCCCCUGCACGGUGCACAACUGAUAACAGAAGUGACAUAAACUGGACUGUGUCUGAGGGGGGAAUUUGUGGCCUUUUUAUCUUUUGCAGAGAAGAUUCAAGCCUUUCACACAAAAGUGAUUUGACUUCUUUUUCUUCAUGUGUGUGCUUCGCUUGGCAGUGGCAGUCGGUGGAGGAGCAACGAAGCAUGGACUCCUUGGUCUUGUUUAGAGAGAGAGAGAGAAAGAAAGUAGAGUUAGCAGUGAGCUUGUCUGCAGUUACAUGAGAUAAACAAACUCUCUCAUGAAGUCCAUAACUAAAACCACCGUUCGUUCUUUGUACAGAGCAGGCAAGACCUUGACUUAUAUUUGUAUAUUUUUAUAAACACUAAAAUUGCCCUUGUUAUUCUAAACUAUGCACCCAGCAGGACUCUGAACAAGUUGAAUUUCAUUCUUCAGAUAAUUCACAUGAUUAUUAAGCAGCACAUAUUUCUGAAGGUGGCUAUGACGACGUUGUGGUACUAACAUUUACUAAGCAAUAGACGUCUUACCUUCAUUUUGCACAGAGAAUAUUAAGAGUCAAGUCUUGUAAAGAUUUAAAUUUUCUCCUCUGUUGUGUUUGUGUGUGCGUGUGUUAUUGAAUGCUCCACUUGCACUCCCUUCUCUUAACUGAAUCGCAGGGUACCAGCUUACACCCCCCAGCCUCUGAACCCCUAAAAGAUUAGGCUGGUGUUACUCUCUUUUUGUCACAAAAUCCAGUGAAAAGAACAAAACCAGUGUCGUAGUCUUAAUACUUUUCUGCUCUGAGCCCAUUUGUUCCUCCUGUAGACACAAAUCACUGAAUACUGCAGUUUUCUCUUUUAUACGACUUUAAACAGAAGAUGUUUGGGCUUUGUGCUGUUGGUUUGACAAACGAGGGCAAGAUGUCGUCUUGGACCUUUGGCGUUAGGAAAGUGUGACAGCCUUUUUUUUUUUUUUUUUUUUUUUUUUUUGAUUGCACGUUAUAUGGACCCAAUGAUUGACUGAGAAAAUAGUUGAAUAAUGAAUUAGUAAUGAAAGAAGCAUUAGCUGAAGGUCUAAUCUACAGCAGCAGGACAUGUGUGUUCCUGGAUUAGUUAGUUAGUAGAUAAGUUCAUUGCUGGUUUUGGUAUUUUCAUUGAAUUUUUAAUUUGACAGUAUGAAAACUAUAGAAUAUCACCAGCCUCUGAUCUCUUAACAGCACCUCACAAUCAGAGGCAGCUUCACAUGUUAAGUACCAUACAACCAGCACUGUGGUAACUGCCAAAGCCUUCUCAUAUGAGAAAGCAAAUACGUUACACCCAUGACAACAUCACCUCUAGCUUGAAAUACAGACAGAUGCAGUGCUUUGAGUUAAAUCCAGUGUGAGCCUAGAAGCUAGUGGAGUGAGCUUGUGACUGGAAGGUUCCCUGUUCAGUCCCCUGGGCUGGCAGGAUUAAAUCUGGGUGUGAAGAACGAAAAAGCCUCCCUCAUCAUCACCACUGUGGUGCCCUUAAGCACCAUAGGUCAGACUGUCGUCACAUUGUGUGAAUGUGUGUAAAAAGAGAAAUUACUUUGAAUGAAUAUAUGUUAAAAAAAAAAAAAAAAAAAAAAAAGGAUUUGGGCAUACAGUACGACCAGCUGCUACAUUCACUGCUAAAUUCCCUGUGACACUGCGUCCACCCUGCCAGCUGUGGGAGUGGGUGGAAACUUUGGGAAGCCUCAAAGGACAGUGUCCAGGGUCAUAAAUCUACCGUCAGUGUUCCCACAGGAAGAGGUGGAGUGUGAACUGUCACAGGGAAGUCUGACAGCAGUGAGUCUGGGUGAGGGAGGAGGGUGCUCUGUGGCUGUUUUUUUUUUACUAUUUUUUUUUUAGUGGUCUUACAUUAAAAGUUGCAGGGACUUGGAGUUAGUGUGUGUAACAGUGUGUUUGAGAGAGUGUUUGUAAAUGAUAUUACUUGGGUACAUAUGUACAUACAGUGCCAAAAUGAAAUGAAAACUCCACAAAUUUCAGUUGUGGAGUUUUGACUCGGCUUGGCUGUGUGUGUGUCGUGGGCACAUUUGACGAAAACUCACCGAUCGCCACCUUUAUGAGCUCAGACAUAAACCAGCAGUGCAGCACUCUUCCUGUACGAUCCUCAACAUUUCCACACGGAUGAACGGUCCACCAAAGGACUCGCACCUCUACGUGUUUAUGUAAUACCGCACACACAGCAAAAACAAUAAAUCCGCUUAUGUCAAAAGUCAGUGAGUCUGUUGUGUUUGGCUCAAUCUAAUUUUAAACAACACUACUGUGUGUGCACACACACACACACACAGAGUGCAGUUAAACAUCUGUUUGCACCACUAACCAUGCUCUCACAUGUUUGAUGUGUGAUCACACAGUCAGGAAGGCUGGUCUCAUGUGUGCUCUGGCGCUGUAAUUUACACCUUCUUGGUUAGACCCCUCCCAGAUAUGAUGGUCAUGAUGAUGCAGCACGUUGUACAAAAUGACCUUAUAAUGAUGUGUUCAGCCGCUCUCUUCAGAUCAACCUAUCAUUUUGUUCUUUUAAAGCAUCGUAUCUCUGCGGGGUCAUUAUUGUGGCAGUGGUCUUGUGGUCAUACCUAGGUUUCUGAAUGUAUAUACAAAUCUGUAAAUUCAUACACAGAUUUAUGAAUCUGUGUCUCAUGUCUCUGAGUGUCACACACAUCUUCCAUGUGUCUCUGCAGCUUGUUUUCGGGCGAAGACUAACUUCUGUCAGGAGGAAACUGCAGCAGCCUCUGUUUGUUCUGUUAUUCCUGCUCGAGGUGAGCUCAUAAAUCUCCUUCCCCUCCCUCUUGGUGGUUUUCAGUGGGUUUCCUCCCUCUCUCCUCCCCCUCCUGGCUGGGUGAGAGUCUUCUGCCAGUUGCAGCGUCAUGCUCAUGAAGUCACAGAGCUCAGGUUAAAUCUGCCUGUGAGAGGCAGGAAUUGGCGGUGGGGGUACAGAAAGAGUCGACAGACAAAAAUACACAGAACUAAUUACCAGUGUGAGAGAUCUCACCCUCAUUAACACAAUCAAUGUCCUAAUUAGCAUCUGCUGACCAGCCUGACUCACAGCUCAAGAGGAUGAUGGGAAAUUGAUUUAUUAGAGGGGGUGAAUGGCUGUCUCUGCACAUUUGUUAUGUUUUAGGAAACAAGACUCUUUGACGUGAGCAGAUUUUCUACAAACACACCUGUUAGUAUAUUUAUAUCUGCUUUGUGCAGUUCCGUCUCUUUUCUAAGACUCUUUGAGUUUUCACAGCUUUUUCAGAAAUUCUGGUCUUUAUUCGUUUCUGCCUUUUACAGAGAUUUUUAAAAAAUAAUUUACUGAUUUUUAAAACUGUUGUUAAACUAUGUCUGGUAAACAAUUACUGAUAAUUUAUUUGGCAAACGUCCUUCAUGGUUGAAUUAAAAGGCAUCAUUUACAUCA